Molecule: messenger RNA, 1429 nt
Organism: Brassica napus (rape)
Lineage: Eukaryota; Viridiplantae; Streptophyta; Magnoliopsida; Brassicales; Brassicaceae
Product: immune-associated nucleotide-binding protein 9
Exons: 6
Coding region: 236-1261 (341 amino acids)
Molecular function (GO): GTP binding
Source: RefSeq, a predicted model, not a curated record
GGUUACUGAGUCCAUAUAAAGAUAUCUGCUUUUGUGGCUUUUGUGUGAUCUAAAAUAUCUCUAGUCGCUUCAUCUCUCCUAUUUCUAACCAAGUAACCUUCUAUCUUCUCUUUCUUACUCCAUCUAUUGUCGUCUGAUCUGUCGAUUCUGUAGUUCUGUUCUGCCUUGGUGUUUAAUUCCUCUUUGCAAGCAAGUAAUAUUCUAUUGGAAACUUGAGAGUUUGGAAAUAACGUAUAUGAGUUUGUACAAGAUGGGUGGAGACAUGAUGGAAGAUGAUUGGGAGUUUGCUUCAUCCUCAAACCCUAACCGAACCCUAGUUCUUGUCGGCCGUACUGGAAACGGAAAGAGCGCAACAGGUAACAGCAUCCUUGGCAAGAAAGCGUUCAAGUCAAAAGCAAGCUCUAGAGGAGUGACUAGCACAUCAGAGUCGCAGAGAGUUGUUCAAGAAGAUGGACAGAUCGUCAACGUCAUUGAUACUCCUGGUCUGUUUGAUUUGUCAACGGCAGCUGAGUUUGAAGAGAUUGUGAGAUGCAUAACUCUUGCUGAAGGUGGAAUCCAUGCUGUUCUGUUGGUGUUCACCGUGAGGGGUCGACCUACUGAUGAGGAGCAGUCUGUUCUCUAUCACUUGCAGACACUCUUCGGGAGUAAGAUCUCUGACUAUAUGAUCAUUGUCUUUACCGGUGGGGAUGAUUUGGAUGACAAUGAUGAGACCUUGGAGGACUACUUGGGUCAGGAGUGCCCUGAGUUUCUGAAAGAGAUUCUUGAGCUAUGUGACAAUAGAAUGGUACUGUUUGAUAACAAGACUACCAAUAAGCGCAAGAAGGCAGAGCAAGCUCAGAAGCUUCUCUCACUUGUUGAUUCAGUUGCUAGAAAGAACAAUGGAAAACCGUUUACUGAUGAGUUGUUCCAUGAGCUACAGGAGGAGGCUAUCAAGCUACGUGAUCAGAAAAAGGAGGUUGAAUCGCUCAAGGGUUAUUCAAAGAGUGAGAUAUCUGAGUUCAAGAAGCAGAUAGAGAUAUCCUAUGACAGGCAGCUUAGCCGCAUCACAGAGAUGGUGGAGACAAAGCUGAAAGAAACGGCAAAGAGGCUGGAGAAACAGCUAGGUGAAGAGCAAGCGGCAAGACUUGAAGCUGAAGAGAGGGCAAAUGAAGUUCAGAAACGGUCGAGCGAUGAGAUUAAGAAGCUGAGAGAGAAUCUGGAGAGGGCGGAGAAAGAGACAAAGGAGCUCCAGAAAAAACUUGGAAAGUGCAUCAAUCUUUGAUUGAGAAAGCUUCUUUCAAGUCUCUGAUAAGGGCUUCAUUUAUUCAAUAUAUUGUGGUUUUAUUUAUCAUCAAAAGACAAAAAGGUGUUUUAUAAGUCUAAAUAAUGACGGAUGCACGUGAAUAUUAUUUUUCUCUCUUCUGAAUUUGAUGAAUAUUUUGUGUGUUUA